AUGAGUACCAAACCCAAGUUCGUCUCUUCUGCCCUGCUCUUCUUCCUCUACUACCAUCUCUUUCUUCACCAUUCACAAGCUCAAAUAGUAUCAAGACCAGUCACUGAAGGCUACACCUGCAUAGCCAACCAGAGCACCUAUCCAUGCCAUACCUAUGUCUUUUACAGAGCCUCGGCUCCUGACUUCCUUGACCUUGCCACCAUAGGUGACCUCUUCUCUGUUAGCCGCUUCAUGAUUUCAAAACCAAGCAACAUCUCCUCCUCAAACGCAACUCUCGUCCCUGACCAGCCUCUUUUUAUCCCAAUCCCUUGUUCCUGCAAUUCUCCCAACGCCACCAUGACCAUUUCUUAUGCCAAUCUCUCAGUCACAAUCAAAUCAGGUGACACUUUUUUCCGCCUCUCGAGCCGCAGCUUUCAAAACCUCACCACAUACCAAUCUGUUGAGCUUGUUAACCCUGAUCUUGUGGCUACCAACUUGACAAUUGGUGUCACUGCAUAUUUUCCGAUCUUUUGCAAGUGCCCAAACAGAACCCAGUUGCAGAACCAAGUCAAUUAUCUCGUCUCCUAUGUGUUUCAGCCUUCUGAUAACAUAUCAGCAGUUGCUUCACUGUUUGGGGUGCAGGAAAAAUCUAUAACUGAUGUUAAUGGCAAUAACAUUCAGCCUUUUGACACCAUUUUUGUACCAGUGACUCAGCUUCCAGAGCUUUCACAGCCUGAUGUUACUCCUUCUGCUGCAGCUUCUGUGAAGACUGAGAGGAAAGGGUUAAUAAGAGGAUUGGCAAUUGCGUUGGGGUUCACUGGGUUUUUGUUGAUUUUGGUUGUUGGGUUUUCAAUUUACAGAGAUGGUAAGUUGAAAAAGAGGGUAGGUAGGAAGGGAGAUGAGGAGAAGGAGAACCAAAUUCUGUAUAGGAGCAAACAGGGAUCUAAGCAGUCAAAGGAAAUGGAGGUGAGUUUGAUGGCUGAUGUUUCAGAUUGCUUGGACAAGUACAGAGUUUUUGGAAUUGAAGACUUGAGAGAGGCUACAAAUGGAUUCAGAGAGAAUAGCUUGAUUGAAGGCUCUGUGUACAAAGGUUCCAUUAAUGGAGAGCUCUAUGCCAUCAAGAAGAUGAAGUGGAAUGCCUAUGAGGAGCUCAAGAUCUUACAAAAGGUAAACCAUGGAAAUUUGGUGAAGCUAGAGGGCUUCUGCAUAGACCAUGAGGAUGAUUGUUGCUAUCUAAUUUACGAGUUUGUCGAAAAUGGUUCUCUAUAUUCAUGGCUGCAUGAAAACCAUAAUGAAAAAUUGGGUUGGAAAACAAGGCUGCGAGUUGCUAUUGAUGUUGCUAAUGGUCUCCAAUACAUUCAUGAGCACACAAGGCCGAAGGUUGUGCACAAAGACAUCAAGAGCAGCAAUAUUCUCUUAGACUCGAACAUGAGAGCCAAAAUAGCCAAUUUUGGGCUAGCAAAGACUGGUUGCAAUGCCAUAACAAUGCACAUUGUUGGAACUCAAGGCUACAUUGCACCGGAGUAUCUAGCUGAUGGGGUGGUGUCAACAAAAAUGGAUGUGUUCUCUUUCGGGGUGGUUUUGCUCGAGCUUGUUUCGGGGAAGCCGGCCAUUGAUGAAGGUGGGAAUGUUUUGUGGGCAAGCGCUGGUAGGAUUUUGGAGGGGAAUGAGGAAGAGAAGGCAAGGAAAUUGCGUGAGUGGGUGGACAGGGAACUUUUCUUGGAGUCUUGCUCAAUGGAAAGCAUAGUGAAUGUUGUGACUGUUGCCAUUGCUUGUGUGCAUAGAGAUCCUUCAAAAAGGCCAAGUAUGGUAGACAUUGUUUAUGCCUUGUGCAAGAGUGAUGAUCUGUUUUUUGACAUCUCCGAUGAUGGAUCAUCGGCUCCCCCAGUACGAGCGAGGUGA
This is a messenger RNA of Prunus armeniaca (apricot), 1881 nucleotides long. The record is from the annotation of a GenBank genome assembly. NCBI's taxonomy places the organism in Eukaryota, Viridiplantae, Streptophyta, Magnoliopsida, Rosales, Rosaceae.